This is a messenger RNA of Porites evermanni, 17234 nucleotides long. Lineage: Eukaryota; Metazoa; Cnidaria; Anthozoa; Scleractinia; Poritidae. The record is from the annotation of a GenBank genome assembly.
GAGGUCUGCCAUGGGAGAUACGGCUGCUUUGGCCUCCAUCCAAAUCUUCUGGUGUUUUUUCCACAGGCACCCUCCCGGGUUGGUACAACAUUUCACCUGUAUACCAGGAACAACAGACAGACUUCUCAGAUCAUUGAUGACAGCGACGUAAACAAGCUCAGGAAUUCAUUCUUCAAGAUCUGCAGACGAACGAUUUUUAUUAUUCAUGGAUUUAGAAGUUGAGAUUUAGCACUUAAUAAUUUUAAAGUUGACUAGACUUGUUAGUAUACAUUUGGUACAUUAAGGGGCCCCUUGGAGAACAGAGUUACAUACAUAGUGAACCAUUCGCGCGCCGUAGUCCGCCAUUUUAUAAAAUCUUAUAUUUUAAGAUGCAGACGUCGUCGGGAACAAUUGAAUUUCGCGGGAAAGACUUAUCUAAAAAUAAACAUACCAGUGAAAACGCCGUUGCACGUUCCAGAUCAUGGGCUCCUGUUGCAUUACAAUAAUGUUAUGGCAAUGAAAAGACGGGAAAAGACAGACGCGCUCUAUGUAACUGUGGCCUUAGAUUAGAGAUAUAGCCUAGAGGUGACAUUGCCAAAAAAAAUUAGAUGGGAUGGUUCGCAUAGUAUAAAAGCGCUAUCGAGGUGGACAGUUCUAGCUUAGUCUAUGUAUGGACAAAAUACUCUGUUGUGACCAUUCAAAUGAAAGCUAGUGAACAGUGCUUGCAUAUGGCGAUAUUUUUUUGCUAGUAAUCAACAAAAUCAAAUUUAAGCAUUUUGUCAAAUUUUGACUGUGUGGUCACUAGACGUGUAGUCUGUCGGAAAUGGAAGGUUUAAAACAAACAGUCUAUGAUCAGUUUAACUUAACUGUUGGUCUGAGUCUCAAUGGUUCAAAGACUUGAAUUGCCUGUGCAUGUUGUUUUCGAAAAAAAUGACUAAUCGAAGUUUUUGUGUUUUAAAUAGGCGACAUUAGUGGUAAUUUUAUGAGAAUCAAAGACGCGCUGUUGAAUCGUGAAAACUGUAAUGUGAUUCUGAUAGACUGGUCAAGAGGAGCUGACUUCCCAUAUGGUCAAGCCGCUGGCAAUACUCGGCUUGUUGGGGCUCAGAUCGGAGAGCUCAUAAGGUUCCUCAUUGCAAGUUUUUCUCGCCCUCCUAGUGAUGCUAAAAAUUUUUACAUUGUGGGGCACAGCCUGGGAGCGCAGACCGCAGGAUACGCUGGGAGUUAUUUGCGGGCUCGUGGAUUCAGCUUGGGCCGCAUAACAGGUAAAUAAUAAAGUACGUGUUAAAAAUUGGAAAAAAAGGAACAUGUCAGUACACUAAUACUUGGUCAUGAUAACUAGCCAUAAUUGGAUGACGCCGAGUAUGAUAUGAAAAAUAACUGAGAUCGAGGAUAGUGUUAUUGGCCAAGAGGGGGAUCACUCUCCUAGAUCUGCAAAGCUAUUUAGAUCAUUCGAAAGCCGAAUCCAAUAAUUCGGCCAAUAACACCUUCCUCGAUCUCCAUAAUUUUGUUUCUUGGUGUUGCAGACGGGUGUAAUCACCAAAUGACGUAAUACAAAAGAUUGAAAAGACAACAAACAAUUUGCACUUACACCAAAAGCGAAACAGCAAUAGUUUGUGAAAUACCAAGAGACAUCGAACCCAAUAUAAUUGUUAUAAUAUUCAUAAAAUAUAUAUGUGUUAUUUAAACAUGCUUACCUUAAUCGUUGUUAACUUCUGGUUGCCUUCAUUGGUCUAUCUGUUCCUUUGUAAAUUCAUGAUAUAAAGAGAUGUUAAUACUCCACUAGAUACUCUUUUGUUUUUGCUUUUCUUGCUGAUUUUACUCAGGGGUUCCUCUUCGCAAAAAGUGUGGAAAGUUAAGCCCACAAAUUUCCCCCAAAAGCUGCGUGUUCCAAAUUUGGUCAAAGCUAUUGAAGCUGGUUAUGGAGAAUUGUCCGCGGGGUUUUAAGCCAAUCAGAAAUGGAGAUGUAUUUUGUUUGAAAAAUAUAAGCAUUAAGCAUUUUUAUUGGCUGUUUAGGCUUAGAUCCCGCCAGUGUGCAUUUCAUAACAGACCGAACGGACCUUCGUCUUGAUGAAAGCGACGCUCUGUAUGUUGACGUGAUUCAUAGCAAUGCUGGGGUUUUGGGUACCACCAUUGCAAGCGGUCACACCGACUUUUGGCCAAAUGGAGGAAUUCUUCAACCAGGCUGCCUAGAACCUGGUAAGCAAUUAAAAAGUAGAGACAAUUAUCAUACAUUCGCACGAAAUAUUUCUUAUCCUCCUAUUGGUAAAGUAUUUUAAGAUAGUCUUAGAUUCUGGAUUACUGAGCUGUAAACUGCUCCGGAUUCCAGGUGCUGGAUUUCAGAUUCCUUGAACUGAGUUCCGGAAUUCUAUAAGCGAAAAUGUCCUGGGAUCCGGAUUACCUUACAUAGGGCGACUCUUACUUUACUGAUAUAUAGAUUUAGCCAGAACUAAAAAAAAGAAGCUCCCUUUUGAACAUUUUAAAUUUACUGCAGACAAUGGACUUUAAACUAUUGAAAAGACCACAAAUCUAUAUAUAACUUGGGCCCGCGAUCAAUUAAAAACUAGCAACUGGUCAGCUGUAAACUUAAAAAACACGUGACCUCAAUGAGUUGGCACCUUAGCCCGCGAUACGGCUAUGUGACACUGGUCAGCGGAUACCUUGUUUUACAUGAUGUACGUACCUUUUAACACUCGUCAAUUGGCCAUAAUAUGGAUGUUUAUUAUCAGGUUAAACACAGAUAUACAGGCUCGCACACUAGCUAGAAAAUUUGACAUUUCACAUUAGUUGCCCUGUCCGGUGGGUGGACGGGCGUACGGUCACAUGAUUACCAAAAUUUUUCGGAUAGAAAGGUAUUGAGACCGGCCGCUACAAUUGAGAGCUUUCUGCCAUCUACCUACAAAUUCUCAGUUUUGUUGACCAUAUUAGAGGUUGAAUAGACAUUUUAUGCCAUCCACGCUUUUGAAUUUAUUGGUUGAAUACAUUUUCCCUUCAAAGAGGCUUUAAUAAUAAGGGGUCUGAUAAAAUCAAGAAGUUGGUUAAUAAUCAAUUGUGCUCGUUAUUCUUUUAGGCUGCAGUCACAGCAGGGCGCAUUCGUACUACCUCGACUCUGUUAUAGGAUCAUGUUCCUGGAGAGCCUAUUCGUGUGCUAACUACCUCAUAUUCCUUACCGGAAUAUGCAAAAGCUGUAAUGGUGAAUGUCCAAGCAUGGGGUACGAAGCUGAUCGUACUAAAAGGAGAGGCCGCUUCUACUUACUAACAACCUCGAGUGCCCCUUUUUGUGGUAUGUACUCUAUUAAUAAUGACACAUUCGUGUAAGCCGGCCUUUCGACUGAUCUGCUAAUGUUAUAGCUUUUUUUGCCUAGGGGUCUGUAUACGGGGAAGCUCCGCCUCAAAGUCCGACCUCUCAACUUUUAUAUACCAUUUUUUUAAGAGUAAAAAUUGGCAGUGGGGAAUUAGCUGACCGAACUGGUUAGUGUGUAUAACUUUUCUACCCUAAUUUCUUUCCCUCUCAAAUCAACCCCACUCCCACCACCUCCCUCCCAAAAAGCAAACAAACUGCCCCUUAAACGGGGUUUCUGCUACAUCGAAACCGCGAGAGGUAGUACGUAUUGCCACUUUUUUUUAUUUACUCGAGUCGACCGAAGUCAGCAUGCUCAUUCCAUAUUCCGGUGUUAAGGAGAUCUUGUCCUCAAUUUCCCGUAAUUUGUGAUCAUUUCUUAUAUUCUCAAGACCGUUCUGUUUGAUUAAACUGUGAAUCUCCAAGGAGAAAUAAGAUGCUGAUCAUGCGUAAAAAGAUUUUUUUUAUAAUAAAAGAUAAAAGGUCCUCUCUUGUAUUUGAUUAUUGUCACUAGUACUGACAUCUUAUGGGUCUGGUGCAUGAGAUAUGGAAUCGAUACUUUUGCUUAAGGUAUGGCAAACGAAACACUCCAAACAUUGAAAUAAUAAUAAAAGGAUAAAUUCAUAACUGGCAAAAGCGCGAUCACGUGUGCCUACACUUCUAUGCUCUAAGUGUGUGGGCGAAAGAGCUUAAUAGGUUAUUUUCUCCUUUAUUGCAGGAAGGUCACCCUGACGCCGAUGGAAAUCAAAGAGUAGAUCUCGACUGGACAAAUGGUGCAAUUUAUUUGCUUUGUUGAACUGGAUUGAUAAAUGUGAAAUUUAAUUCCAGAUUAGUGUCUUCCUGUCUGUAAUAAACUAGAUAAAAGGUUUUGAAGUGUAAAUGUAUUCAUUUACCCAGGUAUAUCUUAGACUGUCUCUUAUUUUCUUUUGAUUCGGCAAUAGAUCGAAUUUCACGGGCGAGUGGCACGCGUCGAUGCAAAGCCUCAAGGAACGAGGGAGGUGCCCGAGCAAAGGAAAAAAAAAGGGAGCAUAGACAAAAUAAUCCCCUUUUCUCUCUCCGCCCCAAUCUCUCCUCCUUUUUGCUGUUAAUUGCAGGGAAAAAAAAGGCCUAUUAUUCUUCCUUAGCGCCGCCUCCCGACGUAAACGUUGUUCACAAUGUCGUUGAUUGAUGUAACCCUGUAAUCAUCAUUCAUGCAAUUUCAUACCAGUUUAACUUCCUCGGGUUUGGCGCAUAGAAAUCUUUUAAAUUUUAGAUAUGCUAUAUUUUUCAACAUAACAAAGUAACAGACGAAAUAAAAAGUUGUUCGAAUGAGUCUUAAGCUGUCUUAAUUCAACUCUAAAAUUCAAAUUUCGCGCUUUUCGCUGCAUUGACCACUUAGAGCAUUCAGAUUUAAUUUGAUUAGAGAAAUAAGCGCCUGAAAAAGAACUGACGCUAUUGCCGCGGGCUAUUGUUUUUCUGCCUCCUUCUUAGCUGGACCAUUACUUAAAUAUAAAGUCUAUUUUUCCUCUGCAUGGGUAUGACAGAAGAGUCUCUAUACGUUUAUUCUGUUCUGUGGCUUAUGACUGUAACUAAAGUCGAAUCGAAAUGCGCCGAUCAGUCUUCAGACCCAAUAAAUCACAGCUUAACCAAUUAGGUCAUCGUGAUUUAUCCAACUAUGCCAAUAACCGCAGUUUAAAAUAUCACAAUGACCAUUGACGUGAUACAACUCACUUUGACUCUGAAGAUGACUCGCAGGUUUUCGAAACGACGUCCGUCAAUUUCAACAACAAUCCUAUUUAGAACUACACUAACCUAACAGUCAUAUUCUACUAAAACCCCGGACAAAAUCUUAGUUGGGACACUUAGGUCGAUUUCACCCUCUUCCACACAAAGUGUGAAUAUCCGGAAUCCGGAAUCCAGUUCCUGAAGUUCAGAAAUUCCAGAAUCUAAUACCGUCUUGGAUUACCUUAUGAUCAGAAGCGAUUAAGUGCUAUUAGCUUUUGGUAUUGGCUAGCAGUUAUAUCGUCAUGAAGCCUAACAAAUUAAUUUCGAGUGCUUACUUACCAAAUAUCAUUCUAUUGAAUAGCAAUCGACGAGUAAUUGAAGCUCGGUUUUACGCGGGGAAUUAUCUUUGAAAUCGUUUUGUAACUUGUGAUUUCACAACAAUGCUGUUUUCGCUGGCCUGUUUGAUCCUUUUGGAUUUAUCCAGUGGUGAGUUUUAAAGUUUAAACUUAUAUUUUAAAGAAUGUGUGUAAAAAGUCACAUUAAAAGAUAAAAUGAUACUAGACAUGUCUUCUUUCAUAAUCAAUCACUUUAUGCGGUUAUAAAAGAUUAUUUAUCUUGGUGAUAUAAGUUAAGUAGACUUUUUCAGUCGAGAUAAAGCAAAUUAACACGCCAUUUGUUUUCGAUUUGUUUCACAAAGUCUCUGUGCUGUUCCACUGGCGGAACUGAGGGAAACUGCGAAGACGUGCCACAUAUGAAGUACUCAAACGGAAGCAGUUCAUCUUCUGUAACAAGACGAUUCAUAACAAUUCAUGCCUUUAUUCAUGCAGAUUAUAAUUACGCCAUUAUCACCAUUCAAGGCGUGCAUACGUGCAUGCACGCUGGGAUAUUGUCCCUGGAUAUAUGACCCUGUAUAUUUAUGGUCAUAGAGCGGUUUUCAUUUGAGUGUCGAAAAGUAACUGGUUUUGCACUUUUCUGCGCCACCUUUUCAUCCAAUCAGAAGUAAAACCAAAGCCAAUUGUGACGCGCUCGCAUGCAUUUUCCCGCGCUUUGCGUCAGCCACAUGUAAUUCCUUCGAGUUUUGAUUGGUUCAGUGUAUUGUCUGUGUCCUAUGUGAUUGGCCAGAGUAAUUACUUUGGUUUUGGUUUUACGACACUCAAACGAAAACCACUCUAUUAGGCUCGAAUAAAAAAGUCACUUUUUAUAUUACUAGGUUUCCUGUGGCGAUCAAAGGUCUGCCAUGGGAAAUAUGGCUGCUUUUACCGGCAUCCAACUCUUCUGGUGCGGCUUCCACAGCGACCAUCCCGGGUUGGAACAUCUUUUCACCUGUUACCAGGAACAACAGGCAGACUGCGCAGAGCAUUGAUGACAGAGACGUAACUAAGCUCAAAAAAUCAUUUUUCAAGAUUCAAAGACAAACAAUUCUCCUUGUUCAUGGGUUUACAGUUACAGGUGAAAGCAUGAACUAGUUUAUGUUCAAAUAUGAACAUUUAUCAACAUUUUGUGAAGGUCUAAAAGACGGGAAAACAUGAUGGUGAUCUAACAAGGCGUUCAGCCUCCCAGAAGCUUAGACGCAUGUCAACCGGAAGACGCAUGUUAACCGGAAGUGAGGUCUUUUUCAUUUUAAAUACCUUGAAGCUAACAAAUUGGUAUUUAGCAUCUUUACUUUUAUAAAGAAGACUUGUCAAAAAAUUUGGGCAAAACCACCGUCCAAAAAUGGAAAAAAAUCCACUUCCGGUUGACGUGCGUCGCUGAAAAACGUCUUUGCUUAAGUUCACUAUUAUCCGGGGGGGGACUCCCCAUAUGAAAGGGGUGGGGGUGCUCGUCGUCUCGCUUAGGGGUAUAAAUUUCGGAUUUUGGUCUCACUUAGGGUGUUCUGGGCAAAACGCUAUCAUAUUUAGCCGUGAAGGACUCGUUUAGGGUUGCAGGCAAAAAAGUAUAAAAAUAUAUAUAUUGUCCGUGUUUUAACAUGGUCUCUUUUAGGGGUCAAAAAAAGCUUGGGCCCCGCCCAGAUCGGUCUGCUUUAGGGGUUUAAUUCAAAAUUUCCCACGAGCAUCCCCACCCCUUUCAUAUGCGCCCCCCCGCCCCCCGGGACUAUUAUCUGUUUCGGAGAAGUACUCUUUUGUAAAAAAAACACCGACGUAUUAUUUAUCAAGAGAUUUAAAUAAGGACUUUUAUUUGCGAGUGUUAGAACAUCCACUAGCGACGCAACGGUGUGGCAUUAUAAAAUUCUUAUCGAAAUAUCAACCCUGAAAUCCUGAUUGACUGUUCAAAACAGACUGGAAACCUAGACGCCACGUUGUAAACUCUUGCUACCCCGAUCUUCUUUAUAUUAUAUGAUUUCCGCUUUCUAGCUGUAGCACAAAAUUUGAAUUGCGUGACUAGAAACACCUCGUUUUCUGGCAAAUACAGACGGACUAGACAUUUUACUUUCUCAAAAUCUCUUAAUAAGGCCAAAAGCUAUCUUUGCGUAAAAUUGCCGUUGCGGGUAUAGAGUAUAUCUUUACACCUCCUCGCGAGGUGGUUUUUAACCUAUCUGGUUAAGAAAUUCUAUUAUUCUUUCUUGAUUUGCAUAACCCGUUUAGAACUCGAUUAAGACUGUAGAAAAGCCGGCCGCACUCGCAGUUUUUUUCAACGAGUUAACUUUAAUUAGAUGAAUUGGAAAUAACUCGGUUACAUGUCCCCACUGAGGUGCGGCCGAAACCUUAAAAUCAGACUUACGUUUAAAAUAUUACAUCAUUUGAUUAAGUUCGCUUCUUUAAAAAGGUAGCACCAAGGCCUUUAAUAUCCAAAUGAAAGAUGCACUGCUGAAUCGUAAAGACUUGAAUGUCAUACUAGUAGACUGGUCAAAAGGUGCUGGCUUCCCAUAUUGGCAGGCUUCAGGGAAUACUCGACUUGUUGGGGCUCAGAUAGCAGAACUCAUAAGGUUCCUGAUCACCAGUACGAAGAGCCCUUCCAGCUUUGCUCAUCGAUUCUACAUCGUGGGGCACAGCCUUGGAGGUCACACAGCAGGAUAUGCCGGGAGCUAUUUGCGGGCUCGCGGAAUGCGUUUGGGCCGGAUAACAGGUAAAUAGUCAAACUUGCGUUAAAAUGAACAAGUCAGAAAAAAAAAAAUGCGAUAUAAAGGUAGCACAUCCACGUAGUGGUUCUUCGCCUAAAUCAUUCCUGGUCGAGUUGGAAUAAGAAAAUGUUGGUUUUUGAGGCGAGGGAAAAACCGGAGUAGCCCGCGGAACUUGAAGACUUCUCGGAGCACCAAGGAGAGAACCAAUAACAAGCUAACGUACACUAAUCAUUUGAUAAUCAUUUUUAAAGGUUUAGAUCCCGCUGGCCUGUACUUUAAAAACGCCCGGACGAGCUUUCGACUUGAUAAAAGUGAUGCCCUUUAUGUUGAUGUCAUCCAUACCGACGCUGGGUUUUACGGGACAACUACAACAAGCGGGGACAUAGACUUUUAUCCAAAUGGCGGGAAGAACCAGCCAGGCUGCCCUUUUAACAUAAUUCGUAAGUGAUCUUCGAUCAGACAAUUAUUAGCUAUUGGAAAUAUUAUGUCUGAUGAUAGGCUUAAAUCUUUCAGCUAAUUUAGCCGUUUAUAACCAGUUAGGACUGACAGCAAGUGGAAGAUUUUACUAUUGUUUAACUGUUAACGAUAAUAAGGGAAAAUGGCUUUUUGAGGAAAUGCUGGUUAUUUACGCCUUUCUAGCUCGUGGUUUUGUGAUAUAACAUAUUUCAACCUCAGACUGUGUCCUUGGUGAAUAUGUUAUGUAUUAUAACCCUUGCCUCAGGCUGAUAACCCUCGCUUUUUUUGCCCCAUGUCAUUUAAGGCGAGAUAUCCACUUCUGUGUUAGUUUUUUACACGUGUCUCUUUUCUUAUUCUUUUUUUAAGACGACUGUGACCACAUGAGGGCACUAAAGUACUACAUCGAGUCUGUGAAAAGAUCUUGCACCUGGAGGGCGUAUCCGUGUGUUAACUAUGACACAUUUAAGAGAGGGAGUUGCCGUAGCUGUAAUGGUGCAUGUCCACGCAUGGGUUAUGAUGCUGAUCUUACUAAAAGGACAGGAAAGUUCUACUUAAAAACAACCUCGAAUGCUCCUUUUUGCUGUAAGUGUGCUUUUUCAUAGUGGCACAUUGAUGAAAUUAGAUCUGCUUCAGUUUCAAGCGCUUUGCUCUUUAAAGGAAAAAAAAAUUGAAACGUUUUAAACGGCCUAUAAUACACCUGGAAUUUCAGUUUACGGCUUUCUUUCAUUAUUCAAAUCCCUACAAGUCGUUUGACAUCAGUUCCUUUGUGACUGUCACAGUACUGUUAAUACAGGUCGCAUUGAAUUAAGUUUCGCGUGAUUUCCAAGAUGUGGUAGUCAGCAUGGAGGGGGAUUUUUUAGUGCAUCUGUUUACGUCGGAAUUCCGUACACUAAAUUCAAAAUAGUAGAGGUAACGCAGAGACCAAGUUGUACACAAUCAUGGGUGGGGUUUAUACUGCCCGGAGCACUCUCUCAACAGGGCUUCUGAAACGCGAACGGCACCUGAAUGGUAUCGCCACUGCCCUGUCCUUCUUAAUAUCCCUAUAAACACCAGAAUGCAUAUUCUCCACACCAUGCUGCAUAUACAUUUCCUGAUGUAUUGAUUCACAGUGCGACUACACGAACCGGGCCACUCGGAAUAGAUUAUCCAAUCACAAAGUUUUUUUGAAAACAAAAGAGUCAAGUUAUUAUUUCUUUUGCAAACGGACCAAUAAAAUUCAACCCUCAACUAUCCAUUUUAUUGCAGGAAGGAAGCCCCAAGGCCGAUAAAAACGGAACUGUGGAUAGUGGAAUAGCAGAGUAUCGUGCUGAGUGCAUAAUCAUGUAUGAAUAAUAGUUUGUAACCUUUUUCUUUUUCGGAUCUCAGAAGACCAUUCUUAAGGCGAACAAAAAUAUAUAUUUCAAUCCUAGGAUAUUUUUUCUGAAUUUCUCUCUUUUCCCAGAACGCAGACAACAAUGAACAAAAUAAAACAAAUCAUAACAAUUUUGUACUUUGUCUUUAAUUGCUUAGUUUUCAUUCAGUCAGUUUAAGCACCCGGUACAAAACGCUAAGUAGAGUCAUUUUAUGCUGGUUGCUGUCAGGCUGUCAUUGUACGUUUUUAAUCGGCCCAGCGAUUUCACAUUUGCAGUCAGUUUUAUAAAAUAAGCAAAGAAAUAAAUGAAAAGAAAAAUAAUAUAAUAUUAAUUUCAGUUAAUCAGCUGUCUUUGUUUUCUCUCUAACGCCAACUUGAAUGUACACACACCCGUGGAGACGAUUUUUAUUGUCGGAGUCAAAAUUUACGCUCCUGGCCGGUCAAUUGCAACUGCGCAUGCUUAAUAAAAAAUUUCCCAUUUGAGAUACAUUACCUGUAACGAUGGGAAUAGAAGGAAUGCGCGUAAAUUCUCUUAUAUCGUAACAAAAGAAAAAAAUCCAUCGGUAAUGCAUUUUCGUAAGUAAAUGUAGUUUUAGCUUCAAAGCCAAGAGAUUAAAGCAUCGAAUAAGCUGUACCAAUAGUUUUCAUUUCCAGAUACUCUUCAAAUUAUUUUUGUUAUUGACAUUUUCCUCCACCUGACAAACAAUCUUCUUUCUUUGCUAACGAUUAGUGCGUACAAUUAUUGAAAUAACUUAACGUGCUUCUAUUCAAAGUAAUUCCUCGAACUCAGAAUCGGUUUCUUUCAGCUGCACCGACAAUGUUGUCAGUGGAUGAGACAAAGCAAAACUGUAAUUUAAAAUAAUUUAAAGUAAUUAGUACGCCCUAUCGUAACGUAACAUCUCUUGAAGUGACUUAAACUUUUGCCACGUGUUUGUAGGUUUAACUGAAGUAUCAUCAGCUCAAGUAAGAACUUCGUUCCAGCCUACGCUUUAGUUAUAUUGUGGUUUGUAGAUUAGAAUAUUGUCUGUAUCUGCCGAAGAUCUAUAAGGCAACUGUAAGAAUAGUAAAAUUAACUAAACUAAAAUUAACUUAUCAAACAUUAACAUUUCGGAAUAAACUAACCAUUAUCUGAUUGCCCAGCUGUCCCAAUUUUUUUUUCAAAAAAAUAUCGUUUUGUCACCCUUCGCAGGUCAAGGUAACGAAAAUCGACCAAGAUUGUUCGUCAUCAGAUCGGAUCACAUUUCGCCGUAAGGCAUAAAAAAUAAUGCUCCCCUUGUAUAUGGUUGUCUUUUGCCUGGCUGGGCCUUUAAGUGGUAAGUAUAGUGACUGUUUGUACAAUCAGUUCUUUGAUAGUCCGAGAUCAAGCUAUCCAUUUGGUUAGAGAAUGGCGAGAGACGAAGAACCUUCUUUUGUAAUAGAUCCAAGAGGAUGAACGCAAAUUUAAGUAUUUUGGUUGGUCAAAAUUCAAGGGUCUCUCAUGCUAAUAUUAGAACUCAAAGAGCCCGUUUCGACUCGCCUUUUAAAAACUCGAACACCACCUCUCUGGUCUCCGAAGAAAAAUGAAAGCUUUACCGUACUUUCUCACAAAGUCUCUUUAAUAUUAACUAAUACAGUCGACUCCCGGUAACUCGAACCCUCUAUAACUCGAACCUCUCGCUAACUCGAAGCAAUUUUCAUUUCCCUUCAGAUCAUUUUCUAUAUAAUUUUACCCUCGAUAACUCGAACUCCCGAUAACUCGAACUUUUUUCUAUUUCCCUUGAAGGUUCGAAUUAUCGGGAGUCGACUUGUAUUCCACAAAUCAGUUAACUUUAGAGCACACUCAUGUGACUUUUGAGAGAAAGGCUAAGUGAUUUUAGAGAAAAAUAAUUUGCAAAAAGUCCAUCUAAGAGUGAACUUAAUCUUACAUCGAGUUGAUAGCCUUAUAUGUACACCCAAAAAAUAGCAAUCAUCUUCGAUCACAUUUAAGAGCCAUAAUGGCUCUUGAUCACAGUAGAUUAGGCCUGGAAAAUAAAUCAGGCCGAAUUUUUUGCGUUCGACAAGUUUACUUUACAAAAUCUUGCCAGCAAGUCUGGGGACGUGCAAACCAACCUUUUAUACUUUUUAUACAUCACAUCUAAGGUGAAACAGUACCAUAAGGCGCUGUUUUUAUCCUACAGACCUCGGACAGAAUGCAGUAUUUCACAAUUUUGCAAUACAAAUUGCACUCAUUCAAUAUUCAGGACGACUCGAAGCACGUGGGCUUUUAGCGAAACCGUUAAAAAAAUUUCCAAAAUCACCUAUACGGCUAGCCGGUUCUCACUUUUGACAAGCGCAAAAGUCGACUGUUUAAAUUAAGAUUAAUAGAGUUAUACGCUUCAACAUGAUAAAGAAUUUUUUAUAUUUAUUUUUUAUUUAAUGGUUUUAUAACGAUGUGUAAUCUUCAAAAGCGUUUGAUACGGGCUGUGUAUAAAAGUGGGACGGGGACAAGGGGACGGGGACAUCGGGACGCGUGUGUGGGGACUUGGGGACGCGAGACGAGGGACUUAAGGACAUCAAGUAUGGGACGUGAGGACGUGUCGGACGAGGACGCGGGGGCGUCAAAUACAGGGACUCGGGAUGUGAAUAAUUAUCGCAAAAGUUGGAGGUAAAUGCGAUAUCGGUCACUUUCCUCGUGAAUAUGUUUUGGUGAAGGUAACCCACCCUGAACUCCUUAGGGUUCCUCCAUGCCUGUUUAUGAAGCGAAGACUCGGCGAAGACCCCCUGCAUUGAAGAAAGUGAAACCGUUGUCCUGGUCUUCUUGCUGAUGGAUCAUUGGAGCCCAAAGCAUGGUAGAGUGGGUUGCGGUUGCCAAAAAUUAUGUAAAAUAACAGCAUUCGAUUCCAAAUAAAUUUAUGAUUAAGUGGCAUAAGUGAGCUUCAAUCCCGAAGUGCUAACUCCGAAAUCCACCGCCUGUACCACUAAAACCACGAGGGAUUCAACUAUUGUGGCAAUAUUUAUUUUGUUCUAAAUAUAUUUUUAGUGGCAAACCUAACAGUAAAUGCCUGCUAACAGUGUUUAAAGGUUGAUAUCAACUGACGCGUUUUUGGCUAUGCACGUUAACGCAAGUAAAUUUUAACCACGUAAAUAACUAAGAUAUAGGCUAGAUAUAAAUUGUUGAGAUUAAACGUGAAGUUGAGCGAGAUUCUACUUUUACGCUUACGUGCGACCUUUCAUACAUUGUCUCUAUCUUAUUUGCGAAUGCCAAUUUUCACACACGUAGGCAUGGAAAAAUUACGCGACAGUGGAAAUCAACCCUUAACCCUAAUCACGAUAGUCAGUGCGCUUACGCCUAUUAAAGAGACAUAUUUUGUGUACACAUCAUAAGGUGUCCAAUGUGGUUUUGGAAGAUGGAAUCUAAUGUUGACCAUAAAUAACACAUUUUCACGAAGAACGAGAUAUCGCAUUUACGUCCAACUUUUGCGAUAAUUAUUCAAAUCCCGCGUCCCUGUAUUUGACGUCCCCGCGUCCCCGUCCCACACGUCCUCACGUCCCAUACUUGAUGUGCUCAAGUCCCUCGUCUCGCGUCCCCAAGUCCCCACACACGCGUCCCGAUGUCCCCGUCCCCUUGUCCCCCUCCCACUUUUAUGCACAGCCUUUGAUACGCUCGGCAUUUUGAUUACUCCUGCAAGCGAUGUUCAUGAGCGACUGAAAACAAACGGCUCAGCGAUUAAAAUUACAAAAGAGACUACUAACAAUCAAUAAAAGGAAAAUAAUGCGAUGAAACAUAUACAGAGACCACAAUUUUCAUUCACGAAGACAAGUAUAUAAGUGUCUCUGAAAAUCCUUGUUUAUGUUUUAAGCCGGCUUGCCGGUGUUUCCUUUUUUCAAAGAUGAACUCAAGGAAAGAAAAUCGCUCUAAGCUUUCUUUUACAGCCAGAAUUAUAACUAAAUAUUCUUUGGAACGUUUGCUUUGUAUUUGCAGUGAGAAAACGUCUAAAGGCUUUUUAAAGUUCUAUAAGCUUAUAAUCAAACCUGAUACUCGGUCAGAUCAUUGUCUAAAUCUUACAAACGCGCAUAAACCAAAUAGCCGCAUAAACUACGCUCGACUUUAUUAUUAAAUUAGAUGUAAAAAACAAACAUCAAAUACAAUAAUUACUCAGGCUUACCAUUCGAGUUGCACUGAAAACUAUCUAGUAAGGCCAGAAUCGCUUCAGACUUUUCAACCGUCUUACGCAUCAAGCAAGGUGAAAAACGAAAACGAUGCCAUCCGAAAUCGGAUUUCCGACUUUGCCAUAGCGACGUAUUUCUCAACCAAAAACCCAAUAAACAAACUAGCCGUGAAUAACAGAAGACUCUUGAUAGCAGCUGAAUUUCACUUUGUACAUUCAGUGGAAAAAGACAGUUAAAAGCAUCACAAGUUGAAGCAAAACUCUCUCAGCUUCAGCUGUCAAAGUAAACAAGAUUUAAGAUGCUGCAUAAAUUUUCCGCAUGAACUCAGCUGUCAAAUUUUGACCAGUCAGAGUAUAAAAAUUGGACGCACAGCGUGACCAACGUGUGAACUUGGUGUGAAAAGUUAAAAGCAACCGGCAUGUCUUCCCUGCCUGUAAAAACUGGCUGAAUUUUAGCUUCCGAGGUCAGUUUGAAAUCAAAAUUUUAAUUGUGCGGCACAUAUAAAACACAACAUAUUUCAUAUGAAUUAAAAAAGAUUAAACUUGAGCCUGCAAUCAUUUGAAAACUAGUAACUUGUCAGCGGAUUAUUUCAAAAAGAUACUCGACCUCGAUGGGUCAACGCCUCAGCCCGCAAUACGGUCAGGUGAUACUGGUCAGCGGAUACCCUGUUUUGACAGCUGUCAAUUGAUCACAACAUUGGUGUGCAAUAUGUGUGCAAUAUCAGUCUUCCUGUGUCCCCAACCUAGCUAGAAAGUGUGAGAUUGAACAUUCGUUGCCCUGUGGUGCGGACGGACGGGCGGGCGGUGUACGGUCACGUGAUUAUCAAAUUUUCUGGGAUGGGUAGAUUUACUUACCCAUGGUGAUCCGCAGGCACGCUUCGCGCGCCAGAACUCCGCUAUUACUUUAAUAUUUUCUAAUAUUUACUAUCGAUGUCUCCUGAAGUGAGUCAUUUCUGAGUUACGCAGAAACCUUUUUUUUCCUUUUUUUUUCAAGUAGUAUUGAGCUUGACAAUAUUUUUUAGAGAAAGUCAGUGUUGGUUUUCUUUUCCACCUAUUCACUUCAGCUGUUCCAAUAGAGACUAUCCGGUAAAUUACAUUUUUAUAAACUAUAGAGGCUUCCAUUAAUUGUUUUGUUUACGUGGUCGUUUUACUAAUAUUUUCUAAAGGCUUUUGUCAGAAAGCGAAGACUAUUUAAAAUCAGCAGUUAAUAGCUGUACUAAUUUGUUUCUGAUUACUUUCAUUAUUUCCUUAAGCUGAAGUCUGCUACGAUAAGUAUGGAUGCUUUAGCAAUGCAGCGCCUUUUGAUCAUCGCUUUGCCUUUCUGCCAUUACCACCAUCGGUGAUCUCGCCAACGUUUGACCUCUACACCAGGUCCAACUUGGAACAGCAGGAGACAAUUAACGAUUAUGACCUAAACAUGCUUCAGCUGUCUCACUACAAUAAAACUAGGAAAACUGUGAUUGUCGUGCAUGGAUUUAUUGGUAUGUAACAUUAUUGCUAUGUAUAGAAAAGACCCCAACCCUCCGAACUCGUACCUGUCCUUCUAAUAGUUCGAGCGACAAUGAUCUCUGCCGGGAAGGAAUUUGACGAAAGGCUCAAAGAAGUUUCCAAAGCAACCUUAAGAAAAGAACUUAAGACGUGCAGAACGUCAAAAAUAAGAACCAAAGGUUGGCCUUUUGUUGGUUGUUAACAGAUCGACGCAUUGACUCAUCCCACCCAUCCUAAUCCUACUUGAUAACGUUGAAACCAACCAAGCAAUUCUUCAACAAUUAUUUUUAUGGGCAAUCUUGCAGAGUUCCAUCCGAGCUGGAUGACGCGAAUGAAAGAUGGUUUGUUGGGAAAACUUGACUGUAAUGUUAUUCUUGUAAACUGGCCCAAAGGAAGCUUACCUCCGUAUGCUCAGGCCACAGGGAACACUCGUCUGGUAGGAGCCAUGAUAGGAGAGCUGAUUAAGUUCCUCAUUUCUCAGACCCAAGGUUCUGCGGACCUUUUCCAUGUGGUGGGAUUCAGUCUUGGAGGUCAAAUCGCUGGUUACACUGGUAGUCAUUUGAGGAAGGCGGGAAUAACCUUAGGUCGGAUUACAGGUAAUAACUAUCCAUGUGUUUUUCCUAUUUUUCGUGCUGUGUGAAACAUUGCAAGGCCCAGCCCACCCUUUGUACUUGUACUACAUGACGGCUUGAAAAAGAAAUAGAUCGUCUAAAAAAAGGUCCGUGUAGAUGGUAACCACGUUUAAAAAAAAAAAACUGCUAUAAUCAGCGUGUUUGCCUUGAGGGAUAUGGAAAGCAGUACUGCUCUUACUUUGAAUUUCUGCAACUCUUAACUCCUUUCACACCAAACGUUUGUUGACAAUUAAAGGAGAAGUCAACCCGUCAGUUUAAUUAAAUAUUCAGCGUUCAGCAUAACACGUUUCACCUAAAUGUUUCAACAAAUUAUGAUUGUAUGACUGUAGGACUAGAUCCAGCAGGACCACUCUUUGCUUCAACUCCUCCAGCGGUUCGACUGGAUCCCAGUGAUGCUACAUUUGUUGACGUCAUUCAUACGGACGCCAAGCGAUGGGGAAUAGAGCAGCCUUGCGGACACAUAGAUUUCUAUCCUAAUGGAGGGGUAAACCAAGUGGGCUGCCUUGAUGUAACCACAGGUAAUUUACCCUCCGGUUCUUUUUCUUCAAAAAAAUUGCAUCGAAACUAAAAUAUAAAGGACGAAGGACUUUGAUUUUACUUUUCAAUUAAAUCACAGUAUUGUUUUCAAAAUGUUUUGAAAUUUUAGGUUACUAUCUGCAUCAUGAGACACGGCAAACCUAAAGGAUAUCUCGUCUUAUUGCGUUAAAUAUUUAGAAACGUUAUUGCGCCGUUCUAUCCGCCUGAUCCGUUAAGGCGCCUAUGGACCACUUGCUUUUAAUUAACGGUACUAUCAAGUUACUGAUUUUAGAACUGAUCGUCUGUUUCAGAAUGGGGACCCCUCAAUCCGGUCGUGUGCGAUCACUUUCGCGCCACAGACUAUUUCAUCGAUUCGCUGUCACCAAAUUGCACGCAUGCCAUGGAAGGAUUCCCUUGCAGUAACGCUGAUGAGUUUGACCGCGGUCGCUGUCUUAAAUGCAAUGGAAAGUGCCCUAUCAUGGGGUACGAAGCUUUGAAGAGUAAAAAUCAUCAAAUUCAUGGAAGUCACUAUUUAUACACUGAAAAAAGCUCUCCAUUUUGCGGUAAAUACCAGCUAGUUAGUUUU